CCCGAUUUAUCUCCCUCGGUGGAUUUUUGGAAUUAAUUUUCAUCUUCAAAAACUUCUAAUCCCACAUAUUGUGUGAAAAUUAUUUGGAACUACCGCGCGAAGCGAUGAAUUCAAAUCGUGAUUUGACUCCGGAGUCAGUGCGUCAGUGAAGGCAAGAUGGAGUCUUGCCGCGGUGAGAGUGUCGUUUGGUUUUUUAAAAAAUUUUUGUCGAUCGGAGGGAAAAAAAGUGAUUAACAGGUGAUUGUUGGUGGUUUGUGAGUUGUGAUUAUUGAGUUUCUAAUCGUAAAAGGGUUGGGGAGAGUGUAAAAUAGUGUUUUAUGUGUGUGAGAAGAAGUUUUGGUGGGGGAUGGACUAGUCUUUGUCUCCCUCUGUAACGGAAAAGGCGGGAUCCGAGUAGUUGAUAUGCACUGAUGGUCACAAACGACCUUGCUGUUACUCGGAGGUAAAAAAAAACACGGUGGAAAAAUCUCCCUGAUCCUGGGACUGCAACCGAGGGUUAGUCCAGAGCCAUUUUCCAUUACCACCCAGUGGUUUUACGAUGUUCAUAUGGUGCCAGCGGAUUUUUAUAUGGAUGAAUCCGAGGAACAACCAAACGUCCAAAUCCACAUGCUGUUUCCAAAAAGAGGGCACACUCAAUGGAGACAGUGGCUGGCGUCUAUCUGUGCGACAUUAUCAAUGGUAGCAGUUGGUACAGUGUACGGUUGGACAACGACGAUGCUGACGCGUCUCGAGAAGAACAAAGACGUUCCAUUACAGAUAACUAGCGAUGAAGGUUCUUGGAUCGUAUCAAUAGCUGUGAUAACGUCGAUGGUAGGCUCCUUCUUGGGUGCUUGUCUAGCGGACUUGUUUGGCCGUAAAAAAUGUCUGCUUAGCUCGAGCAUUUUCUUCAUAGUUGGCUGGUUAAUCGUCAUCUUCGCUGACACUGUUGUUUGGCUUUAUAUUUCCCGGGUUGUAUUGGGAGUUGGAGUUGGGAUGUCCUAUACGACUAAUCCGAUGUACGUGUCUGAAGUUGCGGACACCAACAUACGAGGCGCAUUGGGCACUCUAAUUGCUGUGAAUGUCUUCACGGGAUCGCUAAUCACCUGUAGUGUGGGACCAUUUGUGUCGUACAGAACACUUGGAGUUGUUCUUUUGUCUAUUGCGAUCGUCUUCGUCGCGUCGUUCGUAUUCUUCCCGGAGAGCCCGUACUACCUUGCCAUGAAGAAUCGAGAGCGGGAGGCUAUUAGGGCGAUUAUGUACUUCAAGGGAUGCAAUACCGAAGAGGCGAGACAGGAGUUGACGAUUAUUGUUAGAAAUAUCGAUGAUGACCGCGUGAAUUCUGAAGGAUCGAGGAAGAAGAUCCGGAGACUGCUGUCUUACAACAAUAGAAAGGCCUUUGCCAUGGUUUUGGGACUGAUCAUUACGCAACAACUCAGUGGAAACUUCACCACAAUGCAGUACUUGUCCAAGUUCUUCGACGCUGCCAAUAUUGGUAUAGAUGCGGAUUAUGCUACUAUCAUUGUGUUUACUGUUGGACUUGUCUCUGGAACUGUAUCUACAAUGACUGUGGAGAAGGCUGGGAGGAGAACUCUUCUCAUUUUGUCCGCCUUCUUUUGCUCAGCGACACUAAUCAUUCUUUCGGUUUAUCUUCUACUUAAUUCAAAGAAGAUAGACUUGACUGCUGUUAAUCUGUUACCGGUUAUCCUCGUGAUACUAUUUGUUGUUGCUUAUCAAGUGGGAAUUGGGACUCUGCCCAAUGCCCUCAUCGGCGAAUUAUUCCCAACUUCUGCCAAGAGUGUUGCUGGCGCUGCAAUCACGAUUUCAGAUGGUGUUCUUGGAUUUGUUGUCUCCAAGCUCUAUCAGAUUAUUGGUGAUGCCUUUGGAGAGCAUUACGUUUAUUUCUUCUUUGGGGGAUCUUGUUUUGUCGCGUUUGUCUUCAUUUUGUAUUAUAUACCGGAAACGAAAAAUAAGAGCUUCGGGGAGAUUCAGGAGGAGUUGGCUAGCACUUGUAGUAAAUUCUCGGUGAACAAAUACUUGCGGUCGUCGAGGAAAGAGCAGGGGGAUGACCGCGUUGUGUGACGUUAGGAUUUGGGGGUGUUGUUUUAUUUGACUCAAUAGAGAAUUAACGUCUUGAAAACUGUCUUGAUAUUCUUGGCAAGCUGACAGCAAUUCGUCUUCCUAAAGUUUGAUGAAGUAUUCAAAUUACUUUCUGUAAAUAUACCUGAUGAUUUUUAUAAACUAAA
Fopius arisanus is the source of this 2222-nucleotide messenger RNA. Its product is annotated as facilitated trehalose transporter Tret1. The transcript has 4 exons. Gene Ontology annotation, cellular component: membrane. Bases 547 to 2058 code for a protein of 503 amino acids. Gene Ontology annotation, molecular function: transmembrane transporter activity. The record is from RefSeq and is a predicted model, not a curated record. Gene Ontology annotation, biological process: transmembrane transport. NCBI's taxonomy places the organism in Eukaryota, Metazoa, Arthropoda, Insecta, Hymenoptera, Braconidae.